GAACUACAAUUCCCACAAUUCAUCCGAGGCAACUUUCUAGAAUCCUGACGCAUAUUUUAGCGCGACUCGCUUUUUAAGAAUAGCUAGCUAACGUCCACUUACCCCGUCCUAUAUUUCAGAGAAUUAACGUCUAAGGCGUGUUAAUUUUGGUCCAUUUUUGUUCGGACGAAGCAUUAUAAUAUUAGGUUAGUAGGGCUUGAGCCUUUUGCUCCGUGCUAAUGAGAUUAUUUCAAUGGAAAACAACAUGAACCGAAUGGAGGAAAGCUAUCAAAACAUCAACAUCCACAAAUAAAAAUACAAGGGCAGCACUGCUGCGCAGUUAUCUGCCCGAGUGGCUCUCCAGAUCAUUUCAUCAAUUGGACCACCAUGCACCAGUCUGCUCCCUCAAGCAGUGAACUAGGGUUUCUGCCAGCCAUGUAUUCAUUUUCAGGUCCCACAAGCCUUCCUGAAUUUGAGCUCGAACCUACAAGUACGUCUGGUCACUUGCAGAGAGCAACACUCUCUAACAACUGGGAGACACGAUGCCUCAGGAAGCACAGGAGGAGAGUUGAUGAUGAGGGAUGCAUUGCCAAAAGGAGAAGAUUGAUGCUUGAGGCCGAAGUGGAGAUUUCAGAGAACUCAACCGCUAACCCUCAUCAAGACUGGUCUACAGCGAACAGCUGCGCUCCCCUGUCUAGACAGCAAGCCAGUCCCCCACUUCCACAGCCCUGCCCAGCACCUCAGCUACUGACCUUGCCACAGCAACCUAAACCUUGUCGACCUGAGACAAGGGAGGAGAGCUCCUGCAUGGAAAUUGAGGCAGCUCAGAGGAAACUUCAGGAGAUUGAGCACAGAAUAACGCUGGAAGAUGAUGAGGAUGAAGAUCUGGAUGUUGAGCCAGCCCCGAGACGGCCAGUGCUGGUUAUCUCUGACAGUUUGAAAGAGGGUCUGCAGCAUGGCAUCAGUGACAUCCUCCCCCACACCGUAGCCCAGUCUGUGAGCCAAUCCUGCAUGGAGUUGGUGUUGUGGCGUCCACCAGAUGAUCCCUUCUGUCGGAGGCUAAAGGACUCAUUACAGAAACACCGUAAACAACAGACAGGCCCUCGGCAACCCUCAACUCCCUGUCCAUCUCCCACCCCUCACAGUCCACUCAGCCCCUCCUGUCUACCUGCAGAUACACACUCUCCUUUGUACAGCUUUCCUGUGGCCCACAGCUCUGGGGAGGAGGACAUGGAAAUGUAAUGGUGCUUAACUGCUUUAAAAGCCCUGCCAAAGUAAAAGACUGGACAUGUUGUCACCCAAAAGACUACAAAAGCAACUUUAAAUCGGUCUGUUUGACAAGGCAUGUUAACUUUACAUGAAUAUUGUGCUGUUUUGACAGUGUGUACAGCACAUCAUUUGCUUUACAGUCACUCACUUUAGGUUUUCUGACUGUCAUCCCUGUGAAAUCAGUUCAUUUCAAUAGUGACGGUUAACUGUCACGAUCUCAAGGCUUUGAAAUGUUCUGUUGUCACCCUUACAUAAACUGUUUUUGUAACACAGAAUUAACCUUUGCCCUUAGAAACACUUGGUGCUGUGGCCUUUUUUGUUAAACAUGCACAGAACUGUAAAUAAGUCAUAGAAAUGCAUCCUCUCUUGGAUUGUAUCUUCAUAUGUACAGUUCCAGAAUUUGAAAGAUCCAUCAAAACGUUAUUACUUUAUACUUGUUUUUAAGCAGCAAUCUCUUACAUUGUCCAUGUAGAAAUUCUGCACAGUCAGUCUUUAUUGAAUGAAAUUCAGUUUGAAUUUAUUAAAAGCAAUCCUUGUUGGGUGAA
Monopterus albus (swamp eel) is the source of this 1793-nucleotide messenger RNA. RefSeq names its product coiled-coil domain containing 117 (gene ccdc117). The record is from RefSeq and is a predicted model, not a curated record. The coding region runs from base 367 to 1221 and encodes 284 amino acids. The transcript has 6 exons. NCBI's taxonomy places the organism in Eukaryota, Metazoa, Chordata, Actinopteri, Synbranchiformes, Synbranchidae.